UCACUUUAUCCCGGGUUCAUCCUCACUUUAUCCCGGGUUUAUCUUCAUUUCAUCCUCACUUUAUCCCGGGUUCAUCCUCACUUUAUCCCGGGUUCAUCCUCACUUUAUCCCGGGUUCAUCCUCACUUCAUCCUCACUUUAUCCCGGGUUCAUCCUCACUUCAUCCUCACUUUAUCCCGGGUUCAUCCUCACUUUUUCCCGGGUUCAUCCUCACUUUAUCCCGGGUUCAUCCUCACUUUAUCCCGGGUUCAUCCUCAUUUCAUCCUCACUUUAUCCCGAGUUCAUCCUCACUUUAUCCCGGGUUCAUCCUCAUUUCAUCCUCACUUUAUCCCGAGUUCAUCCUCACUUUAUCCCGGGUUCAUCCUCACUUUAUCCCGGGUUCAUCCUCAUUUCAUACUCACUUUAUCCCGAGUUCAUCCUCACUUUAUCCCGGGUUCAUCCUCAUUUCAUACUCACUUUAUCCCGAGUUCAUCCUCACUUUAUCCCGGGUUCAUCCUCAUUUCAUCCUCACUUUAUCCCGAGUUCAUCCUCACUUUAUCCCGGGUUUAUCCUCACUUUAUCCCGGGUUCAUCCUCACUUCAUCCUCACUUUAUCCCGGGUUCAUCCUCACUUUAUCCCGGGUUUAUCCUCACUUUAUCCCGGGUUCAUCCUCACUUCAUCCUCACUUUAUCCCGGGUUUAUCCCGGGUUUAUCCUCACUUUAUCCCGGGUUAACCCUGCUUGCCUCCGGCUCUUCUCUGCAGGUCAGAGGUUUUGAAGACGGUAAACUCCCUCUGCAGGCCAGCCGGGGAACUGCAGCUAGCAGCUAACAGUUAGCAGCUAACAGCUGUGAACUGUUAGAGCGCUUAUGAACCCGGUCACCAGGUGAGAGAGUGUGUGGCGGGGCGAGCAGGAGUUCAGCAGGGAGGACAGAGGGGGAGGGGUCACAUGGGAAACCCCGGCAUGGAGAUCAAAGGUCAACUCAUCUCUGAGCCCCUCACCUGUGCGGACAGGAAGCAGCGGCAGCGAAUGGCGGAGCUGCAUGAGAGGAGGCGGAGCCUACAGGCGCUGCUGGGCUCACGAUUGGCCGAGCUGAGAUGCAUCUGUCUGCAGGAGGCGGAGCUGACAGGUGCCGUGCCCAGAGAUUUCCCCCUGCAGGCGGGGGAGAGACCCCCCUGUGUCCGGAGGAGGGGGGGGGUGUCUCGCCAGGGAAACAGGAAGGCUCGAUCCGAGGAGGAAAACUCUCAGCGCUCCAAACUGAAGAAGACUUUAUUCAGUGCAGCACUGAGGAAACACAGCGAGUCCGACAACACACACCACGGGAAGAGGACAGUACACAGAGGCUGCCACACAGAUGACACAGUGAGGUCAGAAAGCAGCUCCACGUCAGGCUCUACAGGACUGGAUAACGACGAGGCUGUGAUUCGCCUCCCGCUGCUCAACACUCAUGGGGAAACUCUCUACCAGAACAAAACCAGGAGCUCUCGACACAGGGCGGAGCUUCAUGCCCCCCCUCAAAAGCCCCUCUCUCCCUCUCAUCCGCCCCCCCUCCAUCCCCCCCCGCCGCCCCCCCGUCACUCUCAGGACUCUCCAGAGGGGGAGGGGGGUUUGCGGGGGAGUCACAGCUCUGACGGACUGCUGGAGCGCCUCGCCCCUCCAGAGCAAGAGGCAUUGUGGGUAAACGGGGGGUCCAGAGGGAGGGGGAGUAACGGUCUCAGUGAAGGGGUGAGGGAGAGAGGGGGAGGUUACAGCGAGGAGCUGUUGGACUACGUGUGGGGCAAACAGCAGCGGCCAAUCACAGCGCAGCAGCUGUACGGAGCCCCGCCCACUUACCGCCAUCACCACGGUGACCAGCGCCGAGUCAAAGUGACCCGUACAAAGUCCUGCGGGCCCUUCCUCUCCCCCGAUACCCACAAUACACCUCUGCCCGCCAUCCAGCCUGACCCCCAUCCUCACCUGCUGCCCCCCCAACCCCCGCAGACACCCCCCGACGCUCAGCUGGAGGAUGCCACCCGCAGCCUUCAUAAAGCACUCGCUCUGGAGGGUCUGAGGGACUGGUACCUGAGGAACACCUUAGGCUCCACCCACGAGAACGAGGUGAAAGUGAAUGGGGGGGUCACAUGUCAGGCGGGAGGCCGGCGCAGGACGCACGGCAUCAUCCAGCAGUCGACCAAUCAGAAGAAGACGCUGCCGCACUCAGCAACCUUCAGUGGACAGACGCUGCACACCAGGUGUGCUGACUCUGCCCUCCUUCGGGCCCCCCACCCUCAGAAACAGGAAGGGCAGCCAUCUCCUGGGACUUUAGUCUGACUCCUCCACCUACCCGGAUGUAGAGGGGCGGAGACACGGACCAAUCCCGUGCCGUUUCCCCAGGACAAUCAGUAUCAGAGCUGUAAGCCCUGCCCCGAUGAUGAUGUCACUCACAGGAUGAUGAUGUCACAGUCCAGGUGUUGCUGCUCAGCCCCCCAAGGGAUUCUGGGUAAAACUCAGCUGCCAUGUGAAAACUUUUUUACACUUUUCUAAGAGUUUAGAGAAAAUCAGGGUUUUAUACGCGGACAGAAUCUCCAGCCGCCAACCGGAGGUUUAACAGAUCAGGUGACACAGGUCAGGUGAACAGGUCAGGUGAACAGGUCAGGUGACAGGUCAGGUGAUAUUCAGGUAUUCAGUCUCUGCACUAAAUCACAUGUUAUCGUUACAUUUAUUAAUGAGCUUGUUAUGAUCACUGAAUAUUACCUGCUGUAUGAGUUCCAGCUACAGGUGUAUGAAAUUAUUGGCUACAGCGCAGGUGCAGCUGCAGGUGGAUCUGCAGGUGUAUGUAAUGAUCUUUGUUUAUUUUCUGUUUCUCCUGAAUGUUUUCCUUAGAGGAACUUCCUGUCUGAGAGCAAUAAGAGAGCAGCGACAAUCAGGAGAUUGAAACUCCUUUAUACAGAGGACCCUGAACUCAACACUUUAUUACUGGAUGUUGUUUAUGAUGUCUCUGUGAUGUGUUUUACUUUACCUGUAAUCCUGAGAACACCCCCCCUCCAGUGGACCCUGUGGUCACAUGACAGGCUGAUUUAAUUGCCCACAAUGCACUGCACUAUGUACUAAGACACCUGAACACAGUGAAUGAAUGAAACAGUGACUGUAAUAAUGGUGACUCUGACGGCAGAUGAAUAUUUACCACCUCCAGAGACAGGAGUCUGAGGAUGUGACGUCAUGUGACCACAGUCCCAGCAUGCACCUCUUUUAACUCACACCAAAGCAGAAACACACCAGGGGACGGAGGUGUGUUCAGGGACUCUUAACUCUGCAGCAGCUGUUCAUGUUUCAGAGUCUUCUGUCAUGUUGCUGUGGGGUAUCACAUGUAAUCAGAUUACAACUAGACCAGCCCUGACGACUGAACAAACAUGUCAUGGAUUACAUGUUUAAAAUAUGGCCUUUAUCUCGUGAUUACUCCACAAAGACUCAGAGCAUCCGUUUAUUAAAAAUCGACUGCAGACGCUUCAGAGGUGAACGCUGAGUCAUGUAAUCCCUGACUGAACCGACUGAACCCGACUGAGCCUCUGUCUCUGUCUCUCUCUGCAAUAAACAGGUUUAAAACGUUUGAAGAGAGAAACUGCUUCAGAAUCUCAGAGACGUUUGAAAGACGCUGAAACCAAAAUACAGAAGACACGAAGACAUGAAAACAUGAAUCUGCUGCGCUGUCUUUGAUCCGCCCCCUCAAGUCCACUGCUGUCUGCUGUGAUGCGUUCAGGUGCGCACUGUACAGUGGGUCACUCUAUAAAAACCCUUUUCUAUGUCUUUGACUCUUUGGUCGUACUGUUCCCCUCUUCCUGUUGGAUGUCUUCUGUAAAUGAUGACGGGCUGUCGACACGUUUUUAAUAAAGCCUCUCUGCACUCUUUAAUAUA
Molecule: messenger RNA, 3868 nt
Organism: Eleginops maclovinus (Patagonian blennie)
Lineage: Eukaryota; Metazoa; Chordata; Actinopteri; Perciformes; Eleginopidae
Gene: ccdc120a
Product: coiled-coil domain containing 120a
Exons: 11
Coding region: 926-2287 (453 amino acids)
Source: RefSeq, a predicted model, not a curated record